UAGUCCCUUACGCACAUGCCCAUUGAGUGCUUCUGCUGCCAAUAACCGUGUUUUAUUGGAAACCAGAACACGUGAGCGGUGCCUGAAAGCAAACUACAGCUUGUCAGAAAUUAUUGCAUUCACAAAGGUGAAUGGAAACUGUAUUCUACGAUAAAGACGUAAAGAGAAAACAUGACUCUAUUAUGAAACGAGCUAGUUUUAAUUAGGACUUGAAAAGUAAGCGAGGUUACAGAAACUGCUAACUUCCAUUCAGACUAGUUAAAUUGAUAUAGGAAUUUCGUUUGUGUCGUUUUCCGGCUGGUUGGAUGUUGCAUUAGACGUAGUAAUUGGAUUUGUAAUGUGGUUUGGUUUAUUUAAUAACACAGUAGUGAUUGUUCCAUUAGCAUGUUAUACAUUUCAACGUGUGCGUUUUUGACCACGUAAGCCUGUUUUGCAACCUUUACUGUGAAUUAUUUCCGAUAAUAAUAAUACGCGAGACGAGUUUGUACUGGAUGUAGUGAAUGUACCACAGAUAUUUUACUGCGCGUGUGAAUCAUGCUCCCCCAGCGGGGUAGAGAGCUCCUGGUCCGGCUGUCUGGAUAUUGGAAGCCGCUUUUCAAUGGCAAGUUUCUCCUCGUCACCAACACGGUGAGCUGCGGUGCCAUGCUGGCCGUGGGAGACACGAUUCAGCAGGCACGGGAGAGCAGGAAGAAUCCGGGCAGGAGGUGGGACUGGACCAGAACGGGGCGUAUGCUUGCUAUUGGAUGUUCCAUGGGCCCUUUCAUGCACUACUGGUACAUGUGGCUGGACAGAGUGUAUGUGGGGAAGGCUCUGAAGACAGCCAGUAAGAAGGUGCUUAUCGAUCAGCUUGUUGCCUCUCCUACCCUGGGCGGAUGGUAUUUUGUGGGAAUGGGAGUUUUGGAAGGACAUACUAUGAAGGAAGGCUGGGAGGAAUUUAUGAGCAAGUUUUGGGAAUUUUACAAGGCUGACUGGUGUGUAUGGCCUCCUGCGCAGAUGAUUAAUUUCUAUUUCCUACCUGCUAACCUCCGUGUGAUCUACGUGAAUGUGAUCACACUGGGAUGGGACACCUACCUCUCCUACCUCAAACACAGAAAGGAUGGAAAGCCCGAAGCCCUUCCUACUGACUCCAGCAGUUCCCCUGGAGACCAGGAUCCAGACACCUCUGUGCCGAAGUGCUUAGAAGAGACACCGUAGUGAUCUCAGAAUCUGAAGGAACUGCUUCGGUGCCGAACAUGAAUCGGCAGUCUAGCGUUAGAGCAGAUUCAGCUUUCCUUAACUGUGUGGAAGGGCACGUAUUCCUAAUAUGCCAUUUCCUUCCUGUUUAAUAUCCUAAUACAUGUGUUCAGUAGGAUUCCAUACUGUUGUCUCUGCAUAGAUCAUUGUUUUCAAUACUUAACUAUUCCAACAAUCUCCAGACUACUCAAGGUUUACUGGGGAAGCACUCUACUGUUGUGCUGAAGCCCAUUGGUGAAGUAUUGUGCACUGAAUCCUGUGCUACACAAAUUAUUAUUAUUAUUAUUAUUUAUUUCUUAGCAGAUGCCCUUAUCCAGGGUGACUUACAAUUGUUACAAGAUAUCACAUUAUACAUCAUACAGAUAUCACAUUAUUUUUACAUACAAUUACCCAUUUAUACAGUUGGGUUUUUACUGGAGCAAUCUAGGUAAGUACCUUGCUCAAGGGUACAACAGCAGUGUCACCCAAUGGGGAUUGAACCGAGAUUGAACCCACUGGGGAUAGAGCCCUAACCACUACUCCACACUGCUGCGAAUAUUCUUGCCUUGAGAAAAGAACAUUGAAAAUAAUGAUCUAGACACACUAGAGAAUCAUAUAAAACACACAAUGGGUAAGAAAUGAAAUGAUAGGAAAGGUAGAUGAUCGAAAGAGUGCCUUUAACAUGUUUGUUUCUUUUUAAGUGCAUGGUUUUGAAAAGGGAUGGGAACAUGUACUUUGUCUCAUUAUUUUGUUUCUGCUAUAUACAGAAUGCAUUCCAUGCACCGAGCAAUUUCAAAUCACUGAAACAGUGAGAUUGUUCAAGCAAGCAGUAACAGAAUGAUGUGAUGAUUAGGAACACAUAUUGUGGUAUUCCAGCUUGGGGGCUUGUCUGUGUUCCCUGAAGGGUAUCUCAUUAAAGUGCUUGUAGCUGUGUAAAUAAUUCCAUACAUCUUACUUGCUACUCAUUUCAAGCAGAGUACCAGCACUGUUGCAGGAGGGAGCAUGAACUGGAUACACUGCAAUGUUUAGAAGAAAAAAUCUAUUUUUCCAGCUGUACCCCCCAUUCCCACACUAAUACACUGUUUCACUUCAUCAGCUCUGUGCCUCUGAACUAUUUUUUAGUGUUGGUUUCUCCAUCAGUUCCGAAUAUGGUAAUGUGUUUCUCAUCGAAGAAUAAUCAGUCAACACUGCUAAAAUGUAACAUUCUGCCGUUACAACUGUGUUUUUUACUAAAAAGAAAAAUGAAUGAUUAUAGUUUUAAGGAAUGUAGGACCAUCAUGGGAAAGGUUUUAGACUGCUGCUGAGUCUUGCUUUCCCUAAAUUCUUUAUGGGGCUCUGGCUUCAAACUCAUGCUUUGUGUAACAGUAAAUGAUUAACAUUGGUGGCUCGCUAUAUUUCAAGGUGUUGGUGCCAUUAUAUUUUGUAUGUACAUUUUCAAAUUAGGGCUCUUGAAAAUUAUUUAAUUAAAAAAAUAAAAUUGGUAUUAAA
Molecule: messenger RNA, 2700 nt
Organism: Acipenser ruthenus (sterlet)
Lineage: Eukaryota; Metazoa; Chordata; Actinopteri; Acipenseriformes; Acipenseridae
Product: mpv17-like protein 2
Exons: 5
Coding region: 535-1194 (219 amino acids)
Biological process (GO): mitochondrial ribosome assembly
Cellular component (GO): membrane; cytoplasm
Source: RefSeq, a predicted model, not a curated record